AUGAACGUUCUACCUAGCCCCAUGGUCAGGGCCCACCAGGACCAGCCUCUUCCUCUCUGCUCCCCAGGCCCCCACCUCCAGGAUCUCUCCUCCUGGUGUCCCCCAGGGCUGGGUGCUGGUCAUGGGAACAGGCUGUUGGCCACGGGGGGCUGCAUGGGGCCUGAGAGACCAGGAAAGCCCCCAAGGGAACUUAGCCCUGAGGAGCAGCAGGAGCUGAGGAGGAAGAUCAACAGCCGGGAGAGGAAGAGGAUGCAGGACCUGAACGUUGCCAUGGAUGCUCUGAGGGAGGUAUUGGUGCCUCACGCCUCCUCCUCUCCUACCUCCUCGUCCUCCUCCCAAGGGCCACACUGCCACCAGCAGCAGCUAGGAGCCCAACCCGGACACAGGCUCUCCAAGAUAUCUACCUUGGUCCUUGCCCGUAACUACAUCCUCCUCCUGGGCUCGUCUCUGCAGGAGAUGCGUCGGCUCCUUGGGGAGGUGGGUGUCGGGGUGGGGGUUCACGCGAGGCCCGUCCCCAGGCUGCUCCUGGCCAGGGGGUGGCCCCUCCUUACCGGCCCCAAUCAGCUACUCCUUUCCCCCGAAUCUCUCCUGACCUCUGCCUCCUCCUCCAUGUGUCCUCUUUUGCCCCCUGGCCACUUGGAGGGCCCCAUGGCCUCGGUGCAGUGGGGCUCGGCUGGGGCUCCCGGGGGGCCACUAUGCCCCUGUGGGGUGUGCAGGCUGCCCAGGUUCAGCGACCCCAGCCCUGGACACAGGUUCCCAAAGUGA
Molecule: messenger RNA, 765 nt
Organism: Coregonus clupeaformis (lake whitefish)
Lineage: Eukaryota; Metazoa; Chordata; Actinopteri; Salmoniformes; Salmonidae
Product: oligodendrocyte transcription factor 1-like
Exons: 1
Coding region: 1-765 (254 amino acids)
Molecular function (GO): protein dimerization activity
Source: RefSeq, a predicted model, not a curated record